This is a messenger RNA of Carcharodon carcharias (great white shark), 5901 nucleotides long. It is a transcript of the gene ankrd6b, whose product is annotated as ankyrin repeat domain 6b. Bases 525 to 2906 code for a protein of 793 amino acids. The transcript is spliced from 17 exons. Lineage: Eukaryota; Metazoa; Chordata; Chondrichthyes; Lamniformes; Lamnidae. Gene Ontology annotation, cellular component: cytoplasm; nucleus. The record is from RefSeq and is a predicted model, not a curated record. Gene Ontology annotation, molecular function: protein binding.
CUCCAAACUCUGGAUACCAUCCUUACACCUCUCCACCUCUCUACCUCACUUGAGACAAUACGGACUCGAAACAUCAACUGUAUCCCUCUCCACAGAUGCUGUCAGACCUGCUGAGUUUUUCCAGGGAAUUUUCUGAAUGGAAGUGUGCUAGGCUGACACGAGGAAUAAACAUAAGUGGCAUUAUCAAUCAUCUAGAGAGAGGCAUUUUAUAAAUCGAGGGACUUCUUGAUUCCCGUUGUGGUGAAGAUUAUGGGAAUAUGGUUCCAAGGUUGAGAAGAUGAUGAUGAUGACGUAGAAGAGAUGAUAUAACCCAUGGAGCAAAAUAAAUUCUGGGCAUCUGAAACCAUCAUGUACCUGCAUGUUAGGAAACCGCCUGCAAGAAAGCACAGCUAAUUCAAAGGUCCCCUGUUAGCCUUUCCAAAAAAAAAACCCUGGAGCCCAGUAGCCAAGCAUUAGAGUUCUACAUUUCAUUUUACUGACAGAACCUGUCCAUUGGUUGCCCUGAGCACCUCCUUUUCUAAUUCAUGAGCCAGAGGGAUGCAGUCGCUCAGCUUUCAGAAAGGCUUCUCAUAGCUGCACACAAAGGCCAGACAGAGAAUGUGGUGCAGCUCAUCAACAAGGGGGCCAAAAUAGCCGUCACUAAGCAUGGACGUACUGCACUGCAUUUGGCUGCAUACAAAGGCCACAUUGACGUCGUACGAAUUCUGCUGAAAGCCAGUUGUGAUCUGGACAUCCAGGAUGAUAGUAAUCAAACAGCCUUGCAUCGGGCAGCUAUUGUGGGUAAUACUGAAGUCAUCUCAGCACUCAUUCUUGAGGGAUGUGCUCUAGACCGGCAGGACAAGGAUGGUAACACUGCUCUGCAUGAAGCCUGCUGGCACGGAUUCAGUCAAUCUGUCAAACUCCUGGUCAAGGCAGGAGCAAACAUCCAUGCAAAGAAUCAGGCAGGUAACAUAGCCCUCCACUUGGCCUGUCAGAAUGGCCAUUCCCAGAGUUCUCGUGUACUAUUGCUAGGAGGGUCCAGACCUGACAUUAAGAACAGUAUGGGUGACACAUGUUUGCACAUUGCUACUCGCUACAAUCAUGUGACUAUUAUUAGAAUCCUCCUGAGUGCUUUUUGUUCUGUCAGUGAGAAGAACCAGGCCGGAGAUUCCCCACUUCAUAUCGCUGCAGCUCUGAACCACAAGAAAAUAGCUAGACUUUUACUGGAAGCUGGGGCUGAUGGGAAUAUUAUCAAUAAUGCCGGUCUGAGCUCUCUGGAAGCAGCUAGAGAGAAUAAUAGCCCAGAAGUGGCCCUUCUUCUUACCAAGGCACCACAGGUUCUCAGUUUCUGUCGUGGGAGAAGCCUGAGGAAGAAGAGGGAAAAACUCAAGGAAGAACGAAGAGCCCAAUCUGUACCUCGUGAUGAAUUGAUCCAGAGUAAGGGAAGUGUCUCAGUAGAUGAUGCCCACAGCAGUGAGCAAGGACAUCAGAAGAAAAAAAAUGGAGAUGAUUUAACCAGAGUAGCUACACCAGAACAGAAGAAAAAGUGGGACAGGAAGAAAAAGCAGAGGGAAAAGAGUUCUGCUCUUUCGGACCCUCCUCCAUUGACAGACCAGCAACCUCAACAAGACAAUGCACAAGUCAAGAAAAGGAGAAGCAAACAUUGCUGCUGUUCCCCCAGUCCACAGCAAACUGUUCUUCCUCAUAAUUUCCGUGCCUACCAGCUGUACACAUUAUACAGAAACAAGGAUGGCAAAGUCAUGCAGGCCCCCAUAAAUGGUUGUCGUUGUGAGCCACUGAUCAAUAAAUUGGAGAACCGUCUCGAAGCUACAAAGGAAGAAAUUAAAGCUGAACUUGAGACUGUGCAAGGGAAAUUGAAUACAAAGCUAGGAGAACUGGAAGGAAGAAAUAAACAUGAGAUCAGAGUCUUAGAUAAGCUGACAUCUGAGCGGAUCUCUGCAGAACGGACAGAAUGCCUACAUCGUAUUGAUCAGCGUGCUGUACUAGAGAGACUAGAAGGAGACAAACGCCAGUCUUCAAUGGUGGAUGAUAUGAAAUCCUGGUGUAUGUCCAAGCUUCAAAACCUUGAGCUCAAGCUGUCAGGAGAACUGCAAUUUAAACCUGCAACCCCUGCUGGUGAGAACGUGCCAGAAGCUCUGAGCACCGAUACCAUCCAAAGCACCAGGGACCACAGAACUGUCCAGACAUCUCCUGCUCUGCAGCAAGCUGGAGAACAACCACAACAGCCCUGCAUCAAUCUACACUCUAGUUUGUCAGAAGAAUCGGGAGGUGCCAAAGUCCAGUGCUCAGAUGAGGUGUCAGGCAGACAAUACUUUGUCAUUCAACAGGAUAUUCCACCAGGAACAGCACAACCGGAACUGACUGUUCCCAAUUCUUCCCCAACCACUGCCCAAGCAACUACUCUUCCAGCUGUUCGACCAAAGGAAAGGGUUGUUUGCUCUGUUACACCUGCUAAAACACCCGAGUUGCCACCUUUGGAACAGCCUUUGACCAAAUUUGGACAUGUAAAAUUUCAGACAUCGAGUGAAACUUCAGUUGUAAAGACCGAUCAAGCAGUGAGUGUUCAUGCAUUUCGAGGAUACAAUCAAAACAAAAGCACCCAGACUAAAAAAUCUCUCAGUGGAAGGCACAGGCAACAACAGAGCAGCACGUUGAUUUCUGCUGCACAUUGCAUGGACCAACCCAGCACACAAAUCAAAGAGAGCUCGCCUGUGCUCGAAAUCACACAAUAUUUCUUUGAGGCAGUUUCCACACACAUGGAGAAGUGGUACGAGAGGAAGAUCGAGGAGGCAAGAUGUCAAUCUGAUCAGAAGGCCCAUCAGGAUAAAGCUGCUUUGCUGGAUCAGAUUAAAAGUUUAGAAGAAGAACUACAGAAACUUAGGACUAAAACGCAGAAGGAUAGCUAGCAGCCACCAGUUAAUAUAACAAGUGUGUGGGCUUUCACCUCACAAGAGACAAGCAUUUCAAAAGUUGCAUCAUUUUGAGUUUGUCAGUCUCUUGAAGCCACAGCUAUAACAGAGUUUUUGAAUUCACUUUUGGCUACCCUAUUUUUAGGGCCUCCUUGUAAUCUAUUAAAAAAUAGGUUAUGCUUUCUGUAUGUUAAAACCAAACACACAAUUAAUUCACUGAUAGACCUUGCGGCUCUGUACAGUACACAUUAGUAAAUUGUUACUCGUGGAAAGUGUUGCAAACAUAUGUAUUCUAAACACUUUGGUAUUAAACCAAGAUGGGAAUCCCCCACCAGGAAUUUCAUUGGGAGUUGCGGGUGGGGGGGAUGCUAGUGUUCAAGACGAUAACAUUAUAUCUGUGCUGUUUUCUAGCCUUUACAUCAGAUUUGGUCUCAGUCAUGCAUAUGUCCAUGUACAACAGAGGCCCCAGGAUUAAUAGGUAGCUGCAUGAUGCAGAUGUGAAGAUUUAAAGGGCAAAAGAGUUAAAAUAACUUUUUCAAAGAUGCCUUGUAAGUGGAUUUGGACUGUUACAUCCAUUUUCUUGGCUAAAUUAGUUUCAAAGGUUUUGGCUUUAAGUUCUGUUACUAGCUUACUGUGUUUUACUCCUGGAAAUGGGAUUCCCACAAUAUUUAUGUUUUCCGAAGAAAGUAAGGAUGCCAAGCGGGUGAGGUGGUACCAGAGGAAGGCUGUGGACGUUGCCACUAUUGCUACUAGAGAGACAUGGGCUUAACUGGAAUUGGUGUAAGAAGACUUUUUUUUGUACGAUACCAGUAGUAAGCAUUUUAACGAGAGUGUCUUAAAAUGUGAUAGGUUUCCUACAGCAUUGCUUGUAGUCUCCAGAUUGUGAAAUGGUAUGUAAGUGGGAGCGUUUACAAGCAGGAAUCUGUCAGCUACAGUAUCAGGAAGCAGGGCACUCAGGGUAGGUCUCAAUAUGAGUGGAGCUACAACAUUCUGGGAGGGAGGGAGCAGAGAUCAGACAGAAUGGAUGAAAUGCUUGAGGGGAGCUAUUCUGGCAGCCAAAAAGUUAGUGCAGAAAUGGAAUGUAGCAAAAGUUAGAAUCAUUCGAUAACCAACAGGAAAAAAUUUGCAAGAUCAUGAUCAUGUGCUAUAUAACCAUUCUGAAAACCUUAAGGACGGAAUGUUCUUACCAGAUUUGAAAGAUGUCUAUAUUUCACCAUUUAACAAUUGCAUGAAUGAACUUUUCUAAAUUUGUAGCCUGAUUAUUAUCAAGUGCAGACUAUCUUCAAAGUUUACUUUUUUCACAACUGGUACAAAAAUCUAAUUUUUAAAGGAUUGAUGAUUCUGUCAACCACCUUUAAGAUGAUCCGUAAAAGUGGUUGGCAGAAUCAAGUGGUAGCUAAUGUAGCAAGUGAAACUAAAACAACUAUGCAAGUUGAAAAUAUUUUUUGAUAACACUAACCAUCAAAAUGAUGACAAUAACCUGCUCAGUAACCAGAAGAUGUUGGGCACUUAUUAUCUUACAUGUGAGUGGUUGACUAAUGGAGAAUUUGGACCUUGUCAUUGAUAUUGGAGCUAUGCAAAUUACAUCCCGAAGGUGUUAGUUUUAAUUUAAAUCGGUUACAUAAUGAGCAACUGGUAGACUGAGAUAAAAAGAACUUGAUUUUACAGGAUCUCAUCUUUUUAACAUAAGCUUUUCUAAAUAUCGAACACCUUUGUUAGAAGUUCACUACUGACCUUCCAAAAAACUGCAAAAUGUUGGUUAGAAAAUUGAAAUGCUGUAAAUUUGUACCACAGUAUUGAUUCUGAAAAUGUCUGGUUUAGUUUGUACAUUUUUAAAAUAUAUUAACUUCUAGAUAUAAUUUUGCUCAUGAUAUAGUGUACAUGGUGUACCUUACCAUGUCAUGAAUGUAGGUCCUAAUAAAAUACAUGUUCACUGGCCUGUAAGAAUACUUCAUUUUAAAAUCAUGCUUUCUCUUUAUAGCGAUGUAGUGUAGGGAUUUCUGCACAAUUUGCAACAGCAUGGUUGAAAUGACAACUCAGGCACUAAAAUCAUUGUGUGAAACAUUUAUAAUAUUUAAAGAUUAUUAAGUAAAUUAUCAUCUAGAGUUCAUGGGGUGAAACUCAACCUCAUUGUGCUCAUUUUUGGGGUUUAGGGCCACAGUCUUUCAUGUCUUGCAUAUACAAAAUAGGGAUCCCAACGUGAGGCACGAGUCAAAAUUGGUCAUUAACCAUCAUAUGUGGAGCUUGCUCCUCAUAUGUUCCGGGUAUUUAGUGGCCUAACCAGGCACCACUGGAAUUCAUCCUACAAACAGAUAAGACGACUUCACGGUUUCAUUUCUGUGGAACCAGAAGGAGCUGAAUUGCUUCUCCAAGUUCCAUGAGAAAUACUCCAAGCGACUGACGACCCGGGGUCCCCCUUACUGUGCUCUUGGACCUAUGGACCAGCUUCGUGUUGGAGCCAGAUAAAAUUCUUAAGGCUUUCACUGGUGAGCGGCACCUGAUUGCCAAUCAGAGUUCUCCCGUUCCAUACAGAUGAUGCUAACAGAUGACGCAUUGACAUUCAAUGACAUUACCAUCACUGAAUCCCCCGCUAUCAACAUCCUGGGGAUUACUACUGACCUGGACCAGCCAUAUAAAUACUGGGAGUUCUACUGAGAGUAACUUACCUCCUGACUCCCUAAAGCCUGUACACCAUCUGCAAGACACAAGUCAGGAGUGUUUGGAAUACUCUCCGCUCACCUGGAUCGUGCAGCUCCGACAUUUGAGAAGCUCAACACCAUCCAGGAUAAAGUAGCCCACUUGAUAGGCGUCCCUUACGCUACCUUAAACAUUCAUUCCUUCCAUCACAACACAUCGUGGCAGCAGAGUCUAUCAUCUACAAGAUGUGCCGCAGUAACUCACCAAGGCUCCUUCGACAGCACCUUCCAAACCCACUGCUACUACUAUCUAGAAGGAUGAGGGCAGCAGUUACAUGGGAACACCACCACCUGGA